Molecule: messenger RNA, 324 nt
Organism: Episyrphus balteatus (marmalade hoverfly)
Lineage: Eukaryota; Metazoa; Arthropoda; Insecta; Diptera; Syrphidae
Exons: 2
Coding region: 1-324 (107 amino acids)
Source: RefSeq, a predicted model, not a curated record
AUGAAAUUCCUUUUAUGCCUCGCUUUCUGCUUUGCCGCCGCCCAAGCCGGACUUGUAGGAGUUCAGAAUGCUCUAACUUACUCUGCUGUGCCAUCAGUAUACAAUGCCCCUUUGGCGUAUAAUGCCCCUUUGGCAUAUAAUGCCCCUCUUACUUAUAAUGCUCCAUUGGCCAACUCUGGAUAUCCAUCGGUUUAUAGUGCAGGAUUAGCUGCUCCAGCUGUUUACAACAAUGUCGGUUUUGCUAGUCCUUUAGUAAGAUCUGCUUAUCCUGCUGCAACUGUCUAUUCCAGUCCAAUUGUUGCCAACACUUUGUUUAAGAAAUAA